This is a messenger RNA of Pelobates cultripes (western spadefoot toad), 692 nucleotides long. The record is from the annotation of a GenBank genome assembly. NCBI's taxonomy places the organism in Eukaryota, Metazoa, Chordata, Amphibia, Anura, Pelobatidae.
CACAGCCAGAAAAAUUGCUCAAAGGACUUGUCCACGUCACAAGGGGAACAGACUUGAUUUGCAAAGAUCUCAGUCAGAAACUGGAAACCAGCAACGUUAUUCAGAAUAAAUAUAGCCCGGAUUUGGUGGGGGUCCGGGAGAAAACAACCCCCAACUCUGUGAGCCCGGUGGAGCUGAGAAGCGCGGGCCUGCCGGCGGACCGGUGGCCGGAGGGCACGCGCCGGCAACAUGUAAGUGGCCGGAGGAGGAGGUGGCAAGUCAGGGCUGGGACCCAGGGAGGCCCUGCUGAAGCUGGGGAGGUGCAGGAGGCGGGAGCCCAGUGGACUCUAAGGUGGGGAGGCCGCCGGACAGCUCCGGCCUCCGAGUGCCCACAGCGGGGUUGUGCCCCCAAAGACGUGGAAACCCGACUUGGGAUGGGAAAGGGAGGGCACUGUCGCACCCGGGGGAACCGGAGAGACUCAGGGGGGGUACAGCUGACCCACCAUGUGCAGCAUCAUCCAGAGGUAGACAUGGGAAGGUCAUACCAGAAUAAAAGCUACGAAGAAGACUGCCAAUUUCACACCAGAUGGCUUAAUCACACCGGGCGCCAUUACGCCCCCUCCAGCGAAGUGACUUAUAUGUUAAAAGUUCAAAUGUGUUUAGCUAGGGCUAACCAUGCUAAUGUUUCCUCUUGCAUAAGCCCUUGUACAUAG